This is a messenger RNA of Paramuricea clavata, 9113 nucleotides long. NCBI's taxonomy places the organism in Eukaryota, Metazoa, Cnidaria, Anthozoa, Malacalcyonacea, Plexauridae. The record is from the annotation of a GenBank genome assembly.
AUGUACAAGAAUUUUCAAAUUGGAGAAAAGGUACAAAAAUACAAAGGACAUAACGAGGCUGUCAUUGUGUCACGAAGUGCUCAGCGAUUAUCGUUAUUAGUACCAGUGGAUAUGGAUCAAGACCAGGAAACCAAGUCGGAAGCAAAAGAGAGUGUAUGAAUGGACAGUGACAUUAUAUAGUAUUGAGUGAACAAUGCAUUAGAGAAAUUUACAUUCAGAUUUUAAGACGCGAUCGCAUCGACCCCAGUCCUUCCAGUGUAUUGGGUUGUAGUAAAGUUGUAGACAAUAAUCUCUGCGAUCGCCUUUUGAACGAUGUUUAUUUACGUUUUGUUAGAGCAUGCGCAUAGGAGCUAAUAUGGCGUGCGAAGGAAAACAGUGUUUUACCUAAAUCUAUUAUUUUGUAAUUUUCCAUAUUUUGAUAAUUAAAGUGAGUUGAAACCUGUUUUUCGCCUCAUUUACUGGCAAUCCCAGUACAGACUGCACCUAACCUACAAGUCCCACAUUGUGUGUAUUCUACAAUUUGCUACCCAUAUCGAAUUUCUACUUGGCUACAAUGCGUUGUGUGACUUGUACAAAAGGCCAUUUUGUUGAAUAUUAAAUUUGUUAAACAUUGUACAUCGAUUUGCUAUUUGUUGAGUUUGAAUAUUCAUUUGUACCCAUUUCAACCAUUCAACCCCCUGUGACUCUUGUAUUUGGCAACCAGGAGUUACAGUAAUGACAUAGAUUAUUUCAACAUGAAUACCAUUACAUCUUUCAACUAACACAUAAUUCAUGUAUCUUUAAUUAAGAGACAAUAUUAAAGGCAUGAUUCAAGACAUUACUAUUGAAAAAGAUGAUCUUAAGUCAAACGGAAUGCAUGUCGAUGGCAGGAACUAUAUAAUUAUUAACUUCACAGAUAAUAUUUAAGUCAAGGUGAUUAUUGGGGAAUAUUCACCAAGUCCAAGACGAAAAUAUUUUUACACAAGUGUUUUGUGUUUUUUGGGACUGAAUUUAUUUUAAUUUUGUUUAUUUUUUUAUUGGUGAUUUACACAAAACGGCUAUAGUUGCCAUUUUGUAAACUAGUUUUCAAUUUUUUUUCUGUGUUGGUGUUGUGUACUCAGGUGAAUAUGAUGCUUGUGAUGUUACUCUGAGUGUAUAUCCACACCGGGCCAGCUUGAAAAAUAUGCCCGGCCACAGUGGGAAUCGAACCUAUGAUCUUUGGAAUAUUAGCCCAAUGCUCUGCCAACUGAGCUAUGCGGUCAGGAUGGUUCGAAUAAGUGAUAUUUCAGAACAGAAUCUAGUUCCUUCGAUACCAAUGUAAUCUAGUAAUAUGAAUGUGGCUGUGCAUAUUUUUCAAGCUCGCCCGGUGUGGGUAUACACUCGGAAUAACAUCACAAGCAUCAUAUUUACCUGAGUACACAACACCAACACAGAUUCAUAUUACUAGAUUACAUUGGUAUCGAAGGAACUAGAUUCUGUUCCAAAAUAUCACUUAUUCUAACCAUCCUGACCGCAUAGCUCAGUUGGCAGAGCAUUGGGCUAGUAUUCCAAAGGUUGUAGGUUCGAUUCCCACCGUGGCCGGGAAUAUUUUUCAAAGCUUGCCUGGUGUCCCAAAUCCACACGUUUUCAACUGUCAUGCAUAUAACUUGCCAGUUACUGAUAAAACAUAGGGGGUCCAGUUAACAGUCUCCAUAAAUAUUGUCUCGCGUAUCCACAUAUAUUGUCCCAUAAAAAUUAUCUCAUGUCUAAUAUUUGUCUCAUUCACAAUUAGUUACACUUGACUAUAAGGCACUGAUCCUCAUAACUGUCAGAAAGGGAAGAGUUACCAAUGAAUGAAAUCAUCCUUGGAGGUAGAGGGUGCUGUAGCAUGGAGUUCUGCAUAUUUUGCACAGCAAUCAGGGUAUGCCAAUGGAUCUUAUGCAUAAUGACAUCACAAGGUUUGAUGCCUGCGAGGAAUGCUGGUCUUAGUAGUGGUCGCUGGGAAAAUUUAGAUAGUAGCCAUUUUGAAUUGUUUAAUAUUCCUGUGCGAUGACUGCUAAAACCAGCAUUCCUCGCGGACAUCAAGCCUUGUGACGUCAUUAUGCAUAAGGUCUAUUAAAAUGCAUCAACUGUCCCCUAUACUAUUUACAAAUACAUUAAUGUACACUGCAAAUAUGAAAACUGCAAAUAACAUGUAAUAGAUUGAUUUGGCUUUUUUAUAUCAAGUUAUGUGACUGUUAUAAAAAUAUGUUGCAGGGCUGUGCCUGUCCUGGAGUGCCAGCAGGUGAUACUUGUGUUGCUUGUUUUGCUUAAACUAAAGGGAAUAUUGGAAAGUACGUAUAGAAAACAUUAAUAUCAGGAAGACUUUACAGUGCAGUCAGUCUAAAAAUUAACAUAUCUAUAUGCUAUAGUAAAAAGCAAUUCUCAGUUCAUCUUGAUUCCCUCAUAGCUGGAAAGGUAUCCGUGAUGAUCUGAUCCUUCUUGUGGAAGAAGACCUAACUUCCGUUAACCUAUGCGCCCUACACUGUGAAAUGCGAAAUACCAAGCAGUUUCUUGGAUCACGUGGAAAAUCUUAAUCAAACGCUGAGAGACCUUGGACCAAGUGCAAUGAAAAAGGAUUUCAUCAGGAUAAAGGAAGGACAAAAUAAAGAACUGGUGGUCAAUAAAAAUCACAUAAAAGUUGCUUCCCUUUCAGGUGACACUCUAAUUAGUAUGUGUGCGCAUACUAUUAUAAAGCUUGUUUACUCUGCAGUACAUGUAUUUGAGGCAUGCACAGCACGUCAAUAUUCGCAUGAGGCAAAUUUUUAUGCCUCCUGCCGCCCUAUAAGUAUACGAAAUACUGUACGGUAUACAAAUACUUGCAAUACUGUACAAUCACCAGACAAUUAUGCAUUGCAUGCUUGAGUCAUUGACCUCUAUAAUAAAUUAUAACAAAAUUGAUAUACACCGUACAUAAUAGUAUAUAUGAUUUCAUCUAUAAUUAAAGGUCCAACAGAAAGGAACUUCCUGGCUAACAUUACACAGGUUGCAGAGUAUACCACAUAAUUUUCUGGUAUAUACAGUGAUGGUGAUAAGGCACUUUGGAGUAAUAAUGUACAUUUUUCUAGUCAAAUGGAGCUAGGCAGAAUCCCAGGUUAUGGAUGAAUACUGGGAUUAUUAAAAUGAUUGCUACUGUAAAUUAUGUGGAAAGUUGAAUGGCCAGGAAUUUUUACCACAGUACAAAAUCAUGUAUCUCAAAACUAGCAAGUAAGACAGCAAAAAAUUUAAACCUGUGUGUUUGGGCUGUAAGUGAAACCUGUACUAAAGCAUUCACCUCAGCAUGGUAACAUGAAAGAAAUAGAAGUAAUAUGUAAUAUUGAAUGAUAGUUACCUUUGUUUGAGCACUCCUUCACCUUCUCGAAGCACAUCCGAAGAAAAAGGAGUCUAUCCAUGUAGUUGUGUGUUAGGAUUUGCAUAACUAUAAUAAAACAAAAAACGUAAACAAUUGAGUUGCUAUUCCUAUUUCAAAUUAAUUGCACUACUUUACUAACAACCACCAUGAAAUAAUAUUAUUGUAGAACAUUUGUUGUAAUUUUUUUGUUACAGCUGCAGUAACUAUCUUCCCGAUCAGUAUAGUCAAUAGUCUGUAAUAUUAAUACAAUUAACAAUAUUGCAAACCACCAUGCCACCUCUAAAUGUACUGUAUUUAAAAAGUAGUGAAAUAAAAACUACCCCUGAAGUACUCAUUGUACAACCCUCAUACCUGAGGUCUUUCCUCUUGGCGAGGAACGCAAUCUCGUCCCCAGGGUCUUUUUGGGAAAGACCCUGGUAUCAGCUGGUCAUGUGAUAGCAUGAAAAUUCAUGCCCCGUGUGGGGGUGGGGUUGGGGUAGUGAAAAAUUUAACCCGUUCGCAGGCUAUUCAGUAUGCCGCCAUGUUUAAAAAUUUGAAGUGUCAGCAAUUUCUUUUGUGCUUGGAUUUUGCAAUAUUAAGAGCGUGUGUCUCUAAAAACCGCCCACUGACUUGGGGCUCAAAAUAAAUUUCUUUGAAACUUUUACCAUGAACUACAUUUACUUUAACAACAAACAAAUGCUGUUUGGAAUUUUGAAAAUAUAUUUAGUUUCAAAGUUUUAGUGAUUUUUUGGUCUCGCACCGUCGGGGGAGAAAUUCGCCGGCUAAUUAAACGAAAAAGUGGGCUGAAUUUAAAUACACAUAAUUUCAAAACUUUUUGCUCAAAGUUUCUGAUAUUCACACCCAGCACUGGAAAACUAUCGUAAUUUCAUCUAAACUAACUUAGGUUUUCAAUUACAGAGCAUUUGUGGCAAUAUUUAAUGACAAAGAGCGCCAUGUCAAAAUACGGCUUUCAAAUCCUACUAUUUUCUACGUUGAAUUUCUUAAAAGUGGGACCUAAUUACAUAUAGUGACUAGUAUAGUUGCAAAAAGGACACUUUGAAGUACUAAAAACCGUAAUAAAACUCGUCUGCAAACGCGAUUUGAACAAUUGAGAGCGUUUGAAAUUUGAUACUAUUUAUGGCCUUUUGUUUACAUUUGAAUGUUGCUGAGGUCAGACGUCUGAGUCAAGGAGAGCCUGUUCGCAGGCUACCAAAUAACAUUUUCUCAUUGCCCUUCUCUCAAAACAAAUCGAUAAUGUCAUAGUACUAAAUUAGAUUUCGUUGUUUAUCUUACAAGAUAUUUAAAUAGAUGAUAUUAAACAUAUAAAAUUGAAUCACGGUAAACACUUGCAAAAAAUGUUGCCUGGGAAAAACCAACAAAAGCUUUUGUUUUGUAUUAAACUAUUACCUUUCCGGUAAUUACGUCACAACUGCAUGGAAGUGAGGCUGAGGGGCCAAAGCAUAUCCCAUUACGCGUUUGCUUUGGCCCCUCAGCCUCACUUCCAUGCAGUUGUGACAUAAUUAUUGGAAAGGUCUAUUUCAAUUAUUAUGUACUGUACAACCAGUCAAUGUCAUGCAAACAUUGAAACACAAGUAUACUUUUAGCAUCCUAUCAUACACUGAAAUUGGCACUUAGCGCAUUUUAAUUUAGGUGUUUUUUUUUUAAACGUAGCACUGAGUAAAGGCGAGGUUAAAUGAGACAAUUUUCCGCAAUGCAUUUUUAGAGUAGGUGCAUGUUAAGUUGGACGCACACAAGGACAUUAUUAUUUAACAAAUACCUGACGUUUUCCUGUCAUUUUCAGCGAUUUUUCUUAGUUGAUAGUAGUCGGAUAAGAUCAGAUUGUUUUGAUCCGCUAUUUUGCCCGAGUUUUACAGCAAACGUUGCAGUCGGCCCUCUACAACAUCACAUGCGUUCGGCUUUACAAAGCACUACUUGCAAAAACUAGUCAAAUUUGCGGUUUUUUUGAGAUUUAAAAUUCAAGUACGAUAGCCAAAUAAGGCCCACCUUUCAACACGAAAAGGAACAACUUAUAGGAAGUUGCGUUUUUAGUUGCCAAAUACCACAACUACAUUCACAGUGUGAUCAUCUUUCAGUGUACGUGGCAUGAGUGACACCCACGCGUGUUUUUUGCAAACUUGCGACAUGACAGGGAAAUGCAUACCCAUUUUAUAACUCGGUCUACCUUUGCUAGCCCAAGUAAAAAGCUAAUCAUCAGCAUGUCGCUGUGAUACUACAGUAUACCUCUAAUUUCCAAUGUUACCAUGCGAAUGCCGCACUGGCCUAUGCUAUAUUUAUCACUUAUGAGAACCAACUUGCGCAAGUACUCCAUAAAUUUUGAAUACAUCCCGUGAUACUUCCAGGUUAAUGCCAUCUUUUCCUUUGCAGCGACGUGCAAGCGCAGUGUAAGAAGCAGUAUCGGCCCAAGUUGUACCGGUGGUUUGGGCAUACUGUCAUAGAGUGUAUUUCUUCUCUUGAUAUUUCAUGCUAAAACCAGAUCUCGACAAACGGCAACUUGAAAGAUGAUUUUGAAUGUUCUCAUCAAAAUCUUCUAAGCGUCUAAUAACCAAUUCACCCCGACACCCUCCGCAUACAGUUGAACCGAUAGCAUUACUCUCAAAUUUUGCAGCAAUAUAAUUCAAAGAUCAACUUCGCAGAAAGGUUCCAGAACUAAACUUCGCACAUUUAUAGACUUUUCGAACUGAGCAAUAGUUUAGUAUGCUGCAAUGCAAACUCUAAAUAUAGCAUGUGCCACAUAUAGAAUUCGCACUGCAUGCAGGCUUUUCCCCGAGUAGCAUAUUAAUUUGGUUAUAUUAACUAUGAUUUGGUCAAGUUGUUUAUUUUAACAUGCCUAUUAUUUUAAAUCCCUUGGAACGACUUACGGUGGAUAGAAACAAAGAAAUAUAGAUUAGUACAAAAGUGCGAUAAACUUAUUUGAAGGAAAGGUUAUUUGGCAGAACUACCGCACAUUUUUAGCAGUGACAUGAACUCAGACAUCUGACCUCAGCAACAUUCAAAUGUAAACAAAAGGCCAUAAAUAGUAUCAAAUUUUAAACGCUCUCAAUUGUUCAAAUAGCAUUUGCAGACAAGUUUUAUUACAGUUUUUAGUACUUCAAAGUGUCCUUUUUCCAACUAUACUAGUCACUGUAUGUAAUUAGGUCCCACUUUUAAGAAAUUCAACGUAGAAAAUAGUAGGAUUUGAUUGCCGUAUUUUGACAUGGCGCUCUUUGUCGCUAAAUAUUGCCACAAAUGCUCUUUAAUUGAAAACCUAAGUUAGUUUAGAUGAAAUUACGAUAGUUUUCCGGUACUGGGUGUGAAUAUCAGAAAUUUUGAACAAAAACUUUUGAAAUUAUGUUUAUUUAAAUUCAGCCCAUUUUUUCAUUUAAUUAGCCGGCGAAUUUCUCCCGCGACGGUGCAAGACCAAAAAAUCGCUAAAACGUUGAAACUAAAUAUAUUUUCAAAAUUCCAAAAAGCAUUUGUUUGUUGUUAAAGUAAAUGUAGUUCACGGUAAAAGUUUCGAAGAAAUUUAUUUUUCGAGCCCCAAGUCAGUGGGCGAUUUUUAGAGACACACGCUCUUAAAUAGCGUAUACUGCGAGAUUAUUUUAAAACCUAAACAGGUGAUUUGUCUAGAAAAAGUAUUUGUGAAUUUGGAUAUUCUUGCUGUUCUACCUACUGGAUACGGUAAAUUGUUGACUUUUUACCUGCUCCCUGCAUUGUUGUAUGCGAAGAAGCAUGGUGUUCCGAAAAGCAAAGAAAACAUAUCAAUUAUUAUAGUCGUAUCACCUCUAAACGCUCUGAUUACAAACCAGAUCUCGCAGUUGGACUCAAGUGGAAUUCGGGCAACUGCUCCAGACAUAAGAUUGUCAAUAGAAGUUGAGACAAAUCAGAAUGAAUCAGAAUUAUUUGUCUGUGACUUUCAUCUCAGCGACAAAGCCAAGCUUGAAAUCGGACACUAUAACAUUGUGUUCGCACAUCCUGAUGCGUUUGUUUCAUGUGCCUAUGGAAGGAAGUUGAUGCAGAGUAAAGCUUACCAGGAAAACGUCUGUGCGAUUGUUGUAGACGAAGCCCAUUGUAUUUUAGAGUGGUAAGUUUUAUAAUGAUAUUUAGUUUUGUUUAUAAUAUUUUGUGUAAGAACAAAUUCCAAAUAUGGAUUAAUUUCCUGGCUAAUUUACUCAGGAUAAUAAUGUGUAAGGCUUGUAGUUGUCUAUCAAUAGUCAAAUUUGUAUUCAAGAUUUUUUACAUUUUACUAGAAAAUUGUUGGGGACAAUACUCAUCUCAUUGGGUUGUUUUAUUUUAUUGGGCUAUUCCAUUUAAUAUCUGUACCCCCCCCCCCCUAUCGAGGACAUGGUCUCCAGCGCUUUUGCCCCUGAGGAAUUCCAGUCCAAUGAUAUGCCUACCCUGAGGACUAAUAAUAUGCUAGCCCUGAGGAAUUCCAGUCCAAUUAUAUGCAUAUGCUGAGAAAUUCCAGUCUAAUAGUAAGCCUACCCUGAGGAACUCCUGCCUGAUAAUAUAAUAUCCUUACUCUGAGGAAUUCCAGUCAGAUAACAUGCUUACGAUGAGGAAUUCCAGGUUGACAGUGUGCUGACCCGUCAGAAAAUAUGCUUAUGCUGAGGAAUUCCAGCCUGAGUGAAAACAGCCUACACCUGAAUAUUUCCAGGCUGAAAACUACCCACACCUGAGGAUUUCCAGACUGGAAACCGCUUAAGACCCAUUUCCACUCAAGAAAAAUUUCCACGGACAGAAAAUUUUCCGAACAUAUUGUUAAAAGUUGAAAAUUUUCAACUUCAAAAUUUUUUUCCAACGGGAAAUUUGUGUCGGCCAAUCACAUUUUACCAAUUUUCUUUCCGCUGAAAAUUUUUCUGAUUUGAAAUGGGCCUUUACACCCAGAGGAUUCCCAGUCUCCUCUAUAGGGGGAGGGGGGUACACAUAUUAAAUGGAAUAGCCCAUUGGUUGUUUCUAAUAAGUCUGUCCAGUGCCAAACCAACCAGCAGGGGUAGAACAUAUUGUGUUUUGCUACAUGUGCAUUAAUUAACAAAGUUUAACAAAAAUACACAUUUUGUUUCAUUUCAGGGGUAAAGAUUUCAGAGUAGACUAUGGCAACUUGGCUGUUUUGUGUGCAAGUGUUCCAGUUGUAGCCAUGACUGCCACAGCAAAUAAAAAUGAUAGAGACUCUAUCAAAAAGUCAUUGGGUUUGAAGGCAUGUGCAGAAGUUGUUGGCAAUCGAACAAAUAUUAUGUACGAGAAACAUUUUCGAGGUGAACCAGAUGUGGAUUCUCUAGUCAGAAUUAUUACUCCCAUUGCUAAAGAUUUGUUGAAGGAACAGACAUAUUAUCCUUUGACAAUUAUCUACAUUCCAUUGAAGUGGUGUGGAUUUGCCUAUAAGAUAUUUGAGUCUGUUUUGGAGAGCAGUCAGUAUUUUCCAUCAGGAUCAAUGCCAAUACCUGAGAACAGGUUGUUUGCUCAGUUCCAUUCACCUCAAAUGCAGGAAAUGAAAGAUGAAGUUCUGAAGCAGCUGUGCUCGUCAGAAAGUACUAUAAGGGUUGUAUUUGCCACAGUUGCUCUGGGAAUGGGGGUUGAUAUUAAAGGCAUACGGAGUGUUGUUCAUAUCACCCCACCAUAUACCAUCCAGACAUACUUCCAAGAAACUGGCAGGCCUGUAACUGCAAUUCUGCACUACAACAAUCGUGACAUUGCAAAAAACAAAACAGGGAUGCAAGAAGCAGUUAGGACUUUUUGCCAGAGUACGGUUAAGUGUCUUAUAUUGCUCACUUCACGUACGGUUAAGUGA